Messenger RNA from Amphibalanus amphitrite, 3402 nucleotides. RefSeq names its product calcium-binding mitochondrial carrier protein Aralar1-like (gene aralar1). The record is from RefSeq and is a predicted model, not a curated record. Gene Ontology annotation, molecular function: L-aspartate transmembrane transporter activity; calcium ion binding; L-glutamate transmembrane transporter activity. Gene Ontology annotation, biological process: aspartate transmembrane transport; malate-aspartate shuttle; L-glutamate transmembrane transport. The transcript is spliced from 18 exons. Lineage: Eukaryota; Metazoa; Arthropoda; Thecostraca; Balanomorpha; Balanidae. The coding region runs from base 127 to 2184 and encodes 685 amino acids.
CAAAAAUAACCAAAAACAUACUGGGAAUUUACUGGGAAUUAUCUGAAGAAAUAAAGUGCCUGGUCAUAAAAUGAUCCCCAAAGCCUCUAUUAUAUUAUACUUAUAAAAGAUUUAUCAAAUAAAGUGAUGGAGUACCUGGUGAAGUACACCAAGGAGGGAAUCUUCACUCAUGCGGCAUGCUCAGCUGAGGAUACAGGGAGACUGAAGAGGGCUGGCACAGACAAGCUGCUCUCAAUAUUUGAGCAGUAUGCCUCUCUGGAGAAAGAUGGCCAGAAAUACAUGACGCCCACCGACUUUAUCCGCAACUUCCUGGGAUGGUUCAAAGAAGACAACUUCAACCCAGAGUCGGUCAAAUUGCUGGCAGGCAUCAUUGAUACUAGCAAAGAUGGGCUCAUCUCGUUCCCGGAGUUCCAGGCGUUCGAGGGCCAGCUGUGCGCCCCAGAUGCGCUCUACCACACGGCCUUUCAGCUGUUUGACGCGCGCGGCUCCGGCGCCGUCUCGUUCGAGGAGUUUAAGGAGGUUAUCACACACACCACGCUUCACCAGCAGAUCGAGUUCGACUGUGACAGCGACUUUGUCAAGCUGUACUUUGGCAAGGACCGGAAGCGGCUCAUCCCCUACCACGAGUUCAGUCAGUUUAUACAUGACUUCCGCGAGGAGCACGCGGUCCAGGCGUUCAAACGGUACGACAAGACGGGCACGGGCUUCAUCACGCCGGUAGGCUUCAACAGCAUCAUGAUGACCAUCAAGCACCACCUGCUGACGCCGCAAGUCAAGGACAACCUGGUGGCCGUGGCUGAUGGCCAGAAUGUCAGUUUCCCGUUCUUCAUGGCCUUCAACUCGCUGCUGAACAACAUGGAGCUCAUCAAGAGGAUCUACCUACAGGCGUCCAAUGGCAGUCGAACGGCUGAGGUCACCAAAGAGGAGUUUCUGCAGUCGGCGCAGAUGAUGUCACAGAUCACGCCACUGGAGGUGGACAUUCUGUUCAAACUGUCCGGACUCAUCCAGCAGACCAACCGCCUGGUGUAUGCCGACCUGCAGGCGAUGGCGCCCGAACAGUACAUGAAACAGGUCACCAAAAAGUACACAGACAUCAAGGCCGUGGAGUCCCCGGACCAGCGCGGCGCGCUGAUCCAGGUCCUCGAGAGCGUCUACCGCUUCUCACUGGGCUCUGUGGCAGGAGCGGUGGGAGCGACGGCCGUGUACCCCAUUGACCUGGUGAAGACGCGGAUGCAGAACCAGCGGACGGGCUCAUUCAUCGGCGAGCUCAUGUACAAAAACUCGUUCGACUGCUUCAAGAAGGUGGUGCGGUUCGAGGGUUUCUCGGGCCUCUACCGCGGCCUGAUCCCGCAGCUGGUCGGCGUGGCACCCGAGAAGGCCAUCAAGCUGACCGUCAACGACCUGGUGCGCGACAAGCUCACCUCCAAACAGGGCACCAUACCCAUCUGGGCUGAGGUGCUGGCCGGAGGCUGUGCCGGCGGCAGUCAGGUGGUGUUCACCAACCCGCUGGAGAUCGUCAAGAUCCGACUGCAGGUGGCAGGAGAGAUCGCCGGCGGACGCAGCAUCAGCGCCAUUGGCGUCAUCAAGGACCUCGGCUUCAUGGGACUCUACAAGGGAGCGCGCGCCUGUUUCCUGCGCGAUAUCCCGUUCAGCUGCAUCUACUUCCCGGUGUACGCGCACAGCAAGCAGCUGCUGGCCGACGAGAACGGCUACAACGCGCCCUACACGCUGCUGGUGGCCGGCGCCAUCGGAGGUGUGCCGGCCGCCUCGCUCACCACGCCCGCCGACGUCAUCAAGACGCGACUCCAGGUGGCGGCACGAGCCGGCCAGACUACCUACACGGGCGUGUUCGACGCCGCCCGAAAAAUCUACAGCGAGGAGGGCAUGAAGGCCUUCUGGAAGGGAGCGCCUGCGCGUGUGUUCCGGUCGUCGCCCCAGUUCGGCGUCACGCUGCUCACCUACGAACUGCUGCAGCGCGUCUUCUACGUGGACUUUGGCGGACUGCGACCGGCCGGCUCGGAGACGUCGGCGCCGCUCUCGCUCACCGAGGCCGUCAAACAGGAGAACCCGGCGCACGUCGGCGGCUAUCGCGUGGCCGUGCCCAUCCUCGAGGGCCUCGAGACCAAGUUCGGCCUGGCGUUCCCGCGCCACGCGCCGACUCCCGCGCCGGCGGCCGCCUCGUAGCGAUUCGGCGCCGGCUCGCUACCAUCUAGUGCAUUGUUGACCGUAGUCUGGUGAUGAGAGGCGUUUGAGUGGCGCCGGGCCGCCCGGCGGCAGGCUAGCUGGGUCCCGUAGUGGGGCUGUUGUUGCUGUUUUUGAGAUUGUUACGGACGGGACUGGCGGCGCGGGGCCGGCUGCGCCGAUAGGUUUGACUCCUUUCUCCCUGUGUGGAGUGUGGCGCGGGUGUGGAGAGGGAGACGUGGCGAGAUGUUUUAGGGCCGGUGGUGUGUCUGUCUUUCUCCGAGUGGACGUGGUUCUGCCGUAGGACAAUGAGCACUGCCGUGCGCCGGGUGUCCCCAGACGAGGGGCAGUCGGGACCGGGGCUGGGUGGCGGCCGGCAGGAGAGUAGUUUUAAACUUAGCCUCAUCUUUGGCCAGCGGUCGGUCUGUGCUCGCCAGGUCGACUGAGUUCGCCUCAAUCACAAACAGACGGUACCAGGAUGUCAAACUGUAGUACCUGUGCGCUCGCGCAGGGGCCUCUGUACGUGGACGAGUGUUGGCCUGCUGGGCGGCUGGUGACGGGCGGUUCUGAUCAGUUGGUACGGCGCUGCCGCAGUCGCCGGCGCGUGCCGGGCUGUGUGACGCCAGAGACGCUCAGGGGAGGAAGACUCGGGCGGGAUGUGGAGCAGGUCACCGGUCACGGAGUAGCACGCUGGCAUCCUUAGCAAUGGGCCGCUGCCCACCAGUCCGCCCGCUUCCUGGCUAUCAGACAAUGUCAUACAGGGUCAUACGCCGAGUCAAUCGUUUUUGUGCGUUUUGUCGAUUUUAAGCACAGCGAAUAAUAUAAGGGUGGCGAUUUUGAGUCUCAGCUCCACCUCGCGUUGCUCACAUGUUAUGGGAAAGUUCCUGGCACAAUCAGUAAUAACUCGGUGUUUUACCAUGCCUACGAUCUUACUGCUUCCGAAAGUGCUUUGGCAAUGUCCAUCCAGAGAGGGUGUUUUGGCCCAGCGGCCGUUGGCCUGUUUGUCGGCUGGUUUGAUAGAGUUUUAGCGUGACGUGUCCUCGAUCUGGGACGUACCGGUCCGACCGAGGGGCCGCGCCAGUCACCGGGGAUCGCCGGCCGGUCACUGGGGACUGCCGGCCGGUCACCGGGGGUCGCCGGCCGGUCACUGGGGACUGCCGGCCGGUCCGCCAGCGUGUGACACCCUCGCGCCUUCUGUAAAUAUACCUUAUCACGCAGGAA